AUGGAAACAGAUUUAGCCGCUGCUUACGACGCUCGUUUGGGAGACUUCUCGAACGGCGUCAGAUGGUGGGACGAAGUGGCCCUGGGUAAGAGGGGUUAUUUUGUCCCCUCCAGCAUGCCCUCGCUGGUGCUUGAACCCGCCCACGCCCAUGAUCAGGACGUCUACACGUGCAGGAUCGAUUACCGGGUUUCGACGUCCACGACAACCAGAGUUAAUCUCACGGUUGUGGUCCCACCUGGUCCUCCUGUGGUGAUUUGGGAAGGCAGAGAGAUGGUGGGGACCGUGGGACCCCUGCAGGAGAACCAGCUGACAGAGCUUACCUGUAGGAGCGUCGGGGGGCGCCCUGCCCCUUCCCUUACCUGGUGGAAUGAAGGCAGGGAACUCCCCCUCCUGUACGCUAAUUCCUCUUUGGAUCCUGUGACAGGGACGAGUGUUGUCGAAGCCACGCUGUCAGUAACGGCCAAAAGAGAACUCCAGGGUGGAUCCUUAACCUGUUACGCCCGCACGCCUACACACCUCAACGCCUCGGAGGCAGCCAUCAUUCCCCCGCGCAGUGCCUCUGUGGCACUCAAUAUCACACUGUCCCCAGUCGAAGUCAGGAUAGUCGAACCAGAUCCAAUCGUAGCAAUGUCUGGGUCCACCGUAAGCGUCGUGUGUCGCGCCCUUGGAUCACACCCUCCGCAGAUCUCUUCCUGGUGGAGGGGUAUCAGAUCCCUGGAGCCCUCAUGUCACUCACGCCAUAUGAGAGUUAGCAAUAGCCGUCUGAAAGAGAGAACAGAGUUCAACUCAGAAUUCAGCUCCUCCUGUCUAUCCACGGGACAGAUACAGGACGGGGGUAACAUCACGACAGCCACACUGACCAUAGCAGUAACAGGAGCAGACGACGGGACGACUGUCACCUGUACAGGUGUGAAUCCCGCACUCUCCCACCAGCCUCUGUCAGACAGGAGGAAGCUCAUUGUCUACUACGAGCCCAUCGUGGACCUCACCCUCGGGAAGCCCCUGGAGGCUGGGAACAUCAAGGAGGAGGACGACGUCUACUUCGAGUGUCACAUCAAGUCGAACCCGAAGUUCCACCGCAUUGAAUGGUAUCAAAAUGGUCAGGAAAUCUUGCAGAACAUGAGGGCGGGAGUCGUCAUCAGCAAACAGUCGCUCGUCAUCAGGGGCGUCGUCAGGAGCCACUCAGGUUCCUACACCUGCGCGGCCACCAACGCUCAGGGGCGCACCGUCAGCAAUACCUUUCCGCUCACGGUCCAACAUGCCCCCAUUUGUGCCGGGUCAGCAGGCCAAGAGAGGACCCAAGGGGCAGCUCGAGGAACGGUUGUGAAGGCCAAGUGCAGAGUGGAAGCCGAACCUCCUUCCAACUUGAUCUGGUCCUGGGUGCGGAAAAGGACUGACGGCAGCGAGGAGAUUCUGUCCCUCGACAAGUACGUCGUCGAGGGACUGACGUCGACCCUGACGGUCGUGCCCGAAAGACGGGAAGACUACGGUCGACUGCUCUGCCGGGCGACGAAUAACGUCGGGCGUCAGAAGAAGCCGUGCGUAGUUAACCUUGUACCGGCAGGACCACCUGAUAUACCCACCAAUUGUUCGGCCACGACCGUCAACCCUGAUGCCCUUAAACCUGCCCUUGCUGUGACCUGUGUGGAGGGAUUUGAUGGAGGUCUGCCCCAGAAUUUCCUGCUUGAGGCGUGGCAGGAUGGUCUGGUCCUUGCAAAUAUCAGUAGUGAGUAUCCUGAGUGGGUGGUCAGUGGAAUGGAGGCAGGUAAAGGAGUCAUCUUGAACAUCGUGGGUCAUAAUGUUCGGGGUCGAAGUGACCCAGUCACCAUGAAGGUUCAAACUAGCAGUGCCCAACAUAGAGCAGCUCCAGUACAAGAUUCGGCUGUGGAAGUUCCUCCUAUCGUCGGUGCAGCCUUAGGAGUCGUGGGAGUGAUUCUGGUGUUGCUGUUGGUUGCAGUAGUCAUUGUUAGAAGGUCCUACGCUUGUCCUAGAAAACCAGUUGCUAAGAAGACAUUGUCAUCCUCCUCUACCGAAGGAUUAGACCCUGAUGUUGUGCAGUCUAUAAAACGUUUGGACAUUGUCCCGUGUGCCCAAGAGGAACACACUAAAGAAGAAGUAGAUCCAAUAUUCACUUACUCCAAGCAUAUUUACCCUUCUGGUGAUAGAGAAGACACAGAGGAAGCUCAUGAAAUUACUGAAGAAAGUAUUAAAAAUGCAGCUCUUUUGACUGAUAGGGUACAAACACAUUCCUCAGAGUCACCAAAACAACAUCAACCAUAUGACCUAGGUAGACAAAGGCUGAACCCAUCCCAUUAUCAGAGUGAGGACUCAGGAGUGUCUGAAUCAGAAUCUGACAACGAAGUCAAGAUCCCGAGGGGAAAGGAAAGGCCGUCAUCUAUAUCAUGCUCCGGAGGGGAAUCAGAUCAACCUUAUAUUGCCUUACCUAUAGACAGAGUUUUAAGGUCACAAGAAAAGGCAUCAUCUGGGGAAGAUUCGGGAUGCAGGCACUCUACGUCCUUCAUAAAUAUGACCACGACUUGCUCACCUACAAAGGAUUUAUAUGAGACACCCGAAGGAGGUCGCCAUAGUUCAAGGAUAUCCCAGAAAGGCAUUCCUUUAACCAUUCCUUUGAGGGAGAUGCCUGUAGACCCUUCCUCCCGAGAAGGACACUUAGGAUUAAGCAAGAGAGGACCUCCCUCUCGGGGAGAAAUUGUGUCACCUGUUGAGGUAAUCUGUAUUGCUGUUUCGCCGAAAGAGGUCAUCAAUCCAGUUACUAGCAGAGGCCAGAUGCCUCCCAAGAAGAACUUGCAUCCCUCACCACAAGAUGAAUCAGAACUAGAGUCAGAGAAUCCAAAAAGAGAUCCAGCAAGAAUUCUUAGCUUAGACAGAAGUGAGAUAGGAGUGCCCGUCACUUUAUACAAAGCAGAUAAUGGAGAACUCCUCUUACUGUCUACAAAAUCUGAUUACGAAGGAAUUGGGGUCCAGCUGACCACAACUCCAGUUUACACAAUAACAACUCUACCGAAAGCUUCUGGAAAGAGAGGCAAAGCCAGUCCAGACACUAGGGGAGAAGAAAAGGCUUCUAUCCAAAAGUUUCCUAUAGCUGUACCCUCAAAUGAAGGUCCCGGGACAAAACAGGUCGGUCGAAGUGAGUAUAUCCCUCCGGUACAUCCUGACGUCUGUCGGAGAGAAAGCUCAGUGUAGUGUAAUUCCUGAACUCCAAGUAAACACCUUUCAGGUUUGAACCCGCGGAAAAACAUCAACUCUUCGUUUAUCAACAGUAUUUUUCCUGAACUCUCAGGUAUCGUUAUGUCUAAAAGGUAAACACUCGGAAAUUGUGAAAUAACAAAGGAAACUGUCUGUUUGAAAUUUAAUUAAAUUGCGCAGCUAGUAGAGAUGAAUUUACAUAAAUGUUUCAGAAAGGAUUGAUUGUGUACAUUCGCUACGGAUGUUACAAAGACCUCAUCCUCAAUCUGAAUACUCAGCGUCAGUAUACUUUUUAUAUACAUAAACCUCUGUUAAUAAAUAUUUCUGGACGGUAAACACUCGACCAGAACUCUUGUACAAUGGCUGUUCUUCGUGACAUUCGAGAGGCUUAGAAGGGAAGUCUAUAUUUUUAUGUGUAUAAUCUGCAUAUUGCAGAAAUUCUAUGUAUGCAUGUAUCAUGUUGCUAAUAAAGCCUCGAUUGUAAAAGA
Messenger RNA from Macrobrachium nipponense, 3695 nucleotides. RefSeq lists its product as uncharacterized. Lineage: Eukaryota; Metazoa; Arthropoda; Malacostraca; Decapoda; Palaemonidae. The transcript has 12 exons. The coding region runs from base 1 to 3204 and encodes 1067 amino acids. The record is from RefSeq and is a predicted model, not a curated record.